CUGAAACUCAUCUCCUCCUCCGACGACGACGACCGCCCGCUUUCCUCUUCUUUCCGCCCACUUUUUAUCCAACUUCAAUCUCAACUCACGACAUCCACCCAUACGACCGAUCAUUUUACGACGCCUCUCAUCCAGAAUGCAGCUCAAAUCUCUCCUCGUCGCUUUCGCCCUCAGCCUUUCUGUCCAGGCCGCUGAAAUCAAGGGCUGGACCGUCAAGGACUGCAAAGGCAACUCCGAUAACUCCAACUCUGUAGACGCCCUCACCACAUGCAGCAGCCUCGAGAGCUCCAAGUGGAAGUCGCUCAAGGCCGCCCCGGGUGAUUUCGUCUUGACUGCCUACAAGGACACGAAAUGUGCCGGUACCGGAUACGCCCUGCAGCCCGACAAGUGCAUCAACGGCGAGUUCGCUAGCUAUGAGGCCCAAUUUAUCUCCACCAUGAAGAAGCGGAACACCACCGAGAUCAUCGUCGACGAUACCACCACUGAGGCCGAGCCGGCGGAGAACACGGAUGAGCUCAAGUGAAGAUGGGAGGAAUACUCAGCCCUUGAAGCCAUCGGUCCGCGCGUUUAAUUCAGCAUCAUUCGACUUUGGGAUACCACUUUUAUUCUGCGAGGCACUUUGCAUCACGCCCCUGGGUCAGUCGCGGUCGCUUCUCGGGUCCGCAUCGAUUCGUCACAACUGCGAUGCUUCGUUAAGGCGCCUAUGGGGAUUUUAUAUUCUUUUUACUUGUGUAUGGUUGUUUGCAAGCAAUUCUCUGUAUAGUUGCAUCUCAGGACAUGAACAAUAGAUUAUCUGUUUCUUCUUCA
Molecule: messenger RNA, 807 nt
Organism: Aspergillus saccharolyticus JOP 1030-1
Lineage: Eukaryota; Fungi; Ascomycota; Eurotiomycetes; Eurotiales; Aspergillaceae
Exons: 2
Coding region: 137-523 (128 amino acids)
Source: RefSeq, a predicted model, not a curated record